AUGGUUAGUUUCUUCUUCUUCUUCCCGUUUCUCUUUCAUGGCUGCUCUUCUUCCAUGACAGCUCUUCUUCCAUGGUUAGUCUGGAAUUACAAAUUAAAUAAUGAUUGUCAAGGGGCAUCUGCGAGAGCCCUGUGGGCAAAUCCUGAUGACCGUAAAACAGCACGACUAUCUGAAUUUGGUGAGAUGAUAAAGGCAGCUUUUGAUUUUCCUGUGGAUACACCCAGAAAACCCAAGUCAUCAGAAUAUAAUGUACUAUUUGUACGGCGUGAAAAUUAUUUGGCACAUCCACGUCAUGGUGGUAAAGUUGAAUCUAGACUCGGCAACGAACAAGAAGUGUUCGAUUCUUUGAAAAGUUGGGCUUCUAAUUAUUCUCAAUGCAAUAUAAACCUCGUAAAUGGCUUAUUUGGUCACAUUCCUAUGAGAGAGCAAAUCCGAGCUAUAGAGGAUGCGUCGGUGAUUAUUGGAGCUCAUGGAGCGGGUCUCACUCAUGUGGUGUCAGCAUUACCAGAAAGUGUGAUUCUUGAAAUUAUUAGCAGCCAGUUUCAGCGCCCUCAUUUCCAAUUGAUCUCCCAGUGGAAAGGUCUAGAAUACCAUGCAAUCAAUCUAUCUGGCUUGAUAUAG
Messenger RNA from Amaranthus tricolor (Joseph's coat), 621 nucleotides. Its product is annotated as beta-1,2-xylosyltransferase-like. NCBI's taxonomy places the organism in Eukaryota, Viridiplantae, Streptophyta, Magnoliopsida, Caryophyllales, Amaranthaceae. The transcript has 2 exons. Bases 1 to 621 code for a protein of 206 amino acids. Gene Ontology annotation, molecular function: glycosyltransferase activity. The record is from RefSeq and is a predicted model, not a curated record.